AUGCAGAAACUCCAUCUUGGGAGGAGCGAGCUGCCUAUGGACGUGAUUGAAGAAUAUCUAGACUCGCUGCGGGGAAUCUACACGGUCGAGGCCUACGACUUGUGGAGGCACAACUGUAACAAUUUCUCAAACGACUUCGCCACGUUUCUCUUGGGCAAAGGCAUCCCUAGCCAUAUCACCAACAUGCCUCAGGCUGUUUUAGAUUCGCCGUUUGGCCAGAUGAUCAUGCCCACACUAACACAGCAAAUCAACGCCAACAAGCGCGGAGGCAACAUUCUCGGCAUCGAGCAGCAGACCCCGGGCAGCUCGGUCAAGCCUCAGUCAGAGCUCCACCGGCCUCUCGGAAAAGUCCACACUGUCUCGAGCCUAGGGCAACUCGAUGAGCUAUUAGGAAAGUUCGAUAAAGCGUGCGCCGUCGUUUUCUUCACUUCGGCCACGUGCCCUCCUUGCAAAACCCUCUAUCCACUCUAUGACGAGCUCGCGGGCGAGAUCGGGGAGAGAGGCGUCCUGAUCAAAGUUGAUACUUCGCAAGCCUUUGACGUUGGCAGCCGGUACUCCAUCUCGGCGACGCCGACGUUUAUUACCUUUUUAAGAGGCCAGCAGGAGAACCGCUGGAGCGGUGCGGACCCGAGUGCGUUGCGAGGCAACGUGCAACUCCUCGUUCAAAUGGCAUGGCCACCACACCCGCACCAAGCCCUCAACCUACCGACCUUCUCCAAUCCCAGUGCCGAUUACGUUACCUUCGCCAACUCCCCACCGCUGCCGAAGCUCCUCGCCAAGAUGGGCACAACUGCCGCCCAUCCAGCAGUACAGAGCAUCAAGGCCUUCAUCGAGUCCCGCUCCUCCGACGGACCGGCCGAGACGACCCUCCCCGACCUAGCCGCCUUCACGUCCCUCGUCCGCUCGUCUCUAACCACGCUCCCCACCGACCUCCUCUUCACCAUCGUCGACCUCCUCCGCUGCGCCCUCAUCGACCCGCGCGUGAGCGGCUACCUAGCUGAGGAACAGCCCGUUCCCCACCGCACCAUCACCUCCAUCCUCACGCACGUCACCACCACGCUAUCCCCCACCACCUGCCCGUACGCCCUGCGCCUGGUCACCCUCCAGCUCUCCUGCAACCUCUUCACCACUCCGCUCUACCCGCCCGAGAUCCUGGCCUACCCGCCACUGCGCACCGCCAUCACGCAGCUGCUCUCAUCCAGCUUCCUCGACGACGCCCACACCAACACGCGCGUCGCAGCCGCCGGCCUGCUGUACAACGUCGCCCUCGCCAACAGCAGGAAGCGCCGGGGCGGGCCCGGCGACCUGCUGCCUGAGCACGACCAGGUCGAGCUGGCUGCGUCCGUGCUCGAGGCGAUUACGCAGGAGGAGACGUCCGUGGAGGCGCUGGAGGGUAUGUUGCUGGGUCUGGGCUGGCUGGUGUACUGCGCGCCGUUGGACGGGGAGGUGGCGGAUCUGUUGAGGAUUAUGGAGGCGGGUGGGGUGGUGCUGGGGAAGGGGAAGGGAGAGGGCGUCGGGAAGGGGCUGGGGUUGCGCAUCACAGCGACCCACGCCUGGCGCAACCUCGAACAACGCUUCCGAGACGUCGUCGGCGAUAUCCAUGACACCUUGAUUGGCAUUUCGCUGGACCCGCGCCUGAUGCCGAACUCUGCAGGUUACCUCGACGUCGCCCAGCGGCACGUCCACUCGGGCGCGAGCACGCCUUCGUUGCGAUCUCGCGAUGGCACCGUUCCGCCGCAUGCCCGGGUCGAUGGGGGUGGGAAUGUGAGGGUUGUCGUGAGAGUGCGGGCGUUUCUGCCGCGGGAAAUCCAUCGCGAAGCAGAAUGCCUCAUCCAUAUGGACCCGAUCUCGCAGCAGACAACACUUCUAGUACCCAAUGACUUCGACCCGGCCAAUGCACGCGCGCGCUCGCGCAAAGUCCUGGAGGAAAAGUCAUUCACCUUCGACAAUAGCUUCUGGAGCCACGACCCAGAAGACGAGCACUAUGCGACACAGGAAGAUGUCUACGAUAGCUUGGGCGAGGAAUUCCUAGACCAUAACUUUGAGGGGUACCACACAUGCAUCUUCGCCUAUGGCCAGACAGGCUCUGGCAAAUCUUACACCAUGAUGGGCACGCCAGAUCACCCGGGUUUGAUACCACGGACAUGCGAGGACCUGUUCGAGCGCAUUGCGGCGGCCCAAGACGAAACACCCAACAUCAGCUACAACGUACGCGUCUCCUACUUCGAAGUCUACAACGAGCACGUCCGCGACCUCCUCGUCCCCAUCAUCCCGCACCAGCCCCCAUACUACCUCAAAAUCCGCGAGUCUCCCACCGAGGGCCCCUACGUCAAAGACCUCACCGAGGUUCCAGUACGCAGCUUGCAUGAGAUCAUCCGGUACAUGCGCAUCGGCGACAACAACCGCACGACGGCCAGCACCAAGAUGAACGACACCAGCUCGCGCAGCCAUGCCGUUUUCACCAUCAUGCUCAAGCAGAUUCACCACGACCUCGAGACGGACGAAACCACCGAGCGCUCCAGUCGUAUCCGCCUAGUCGAUCUCGCGGGCUCCGAGCGCGCCAAGUCCACCGAGGCCACCGGCCAGCGCCUGCGCGAGGGUAGCAACAUCAACAAAUCCCUGACCACGCUCGGGCGGGUUAUCGCUGCGCUCGCCGAUCCCAAACAGCAACGCCGGCCAGGCAGCUCCCGCAAGGACAACACCGUCGUGCCCUACCGCGACAGCAUUCUGACCUGGCUACUCAAAGACUCACUCGGCGGCAACUCCAAAACGGCCAUGAUCGCAUGCAUCGCCCCACUCCGAACUACGAAGAAACGCUCUCCACGUUCCGUUACGCCGACUCAAGCCAAGCGGAUCCGCACGCGGGCGGUGGUCAACCAGAUCGACGCCGUCUCGGCUGCGGAGCGCGACGCGCAGAUUUCAGGCGAUGGAGGCAGGAGAUCCGGGCGCUGCAGCUCGUGGUGGGCGACUCGCGGCGCCCGCGAAAAAGACGCGCGCGAGGCCGAGGAGCGCCUCGAGGAAUACCAGGCCCGCGUCCGCGGCCUCCAGCUCUCCAUGGCCGAGCGCUCCCUCUUCGCCGAGGGCUAG
Molecule: messenger RNA, 3087 nt
Organism: Chaetomium globosum CBS 148.51
Lineage: Eukaryota; Fungi; Ascomycota; Sordariomycetes; Sordariales; Chaetomiaceae
Exons: 7
Coding region: 1-3087 (1028 amino acids)
Biological process (GO): cytoskeleton-dependent intracellular transport; microtubule-based movement
Cellular component (GO): microtubule; kinesin complex
Molecular function (GO): ATP binding; ATP hydrolysis activity; microtubule motor activity
Source: RefSeq, a predicted model, not a curated record